UGGAGUACGAACAAGUCAUUCCCAGCGAAGAACAACAACAAAUGAUUCUUUGCUGCCAGUGUGGCGUCCCAACACCACCGAACACGGCCAACAUGUGCGUCGGUUGUAUACGAACACAAGUAGAUAUCACAGAAGGAAUCCCUAAACAGAGUAAUCUAUACUUCUGUAAGGGUUGUGAACGGUAUCUGCAACCACCUGCAAACUGGGUCACAUGUUCACUUGAAUCUAGAGAGCUACUUGCAAUUUGUUUAAAGAAACUAAAAGGUUUAAAUAAAGUUCGUUUAGUUGACGCAGGCUUCAUAUGGACAGAACCACAUUCGAAAAGAAUAAAAGUCAAACUGACCAUACAAAAAGAGGUGAUGAAUUCCACUAUCUUACAACAAGUGUUUGUAGUAGAGUUUGUAGUACAGUCCCAGAUGUGUGAUACUUGUCACAGAAGAGCAGCUCAAGACUUCUGGAAGGCCACAGUACAAGUCCGACAGAAGGUUACCCAUAAAAAGACAUUCUUGUACUUGGAACAACUGAUAAUUAAGCAUAAUGUUCAUGAAAAAGCAGUAAAAGUCAAACAAGAAUCAGAUGGUGUUGACUUCUACUUUGCAUCUAAGCAAGAUGCCAGAAAAUUUGUAGAAUUUUUACAAUCAGUUAUACCUUGUAGGUACAAGACUUCAGAAAAGCUUAUUUCCCAUGAUAUCCACAACAAUACUUAUAACUACAAGUACACCUUCUCAGUGGAAAUAGUUCCAAUGUGUAGGGCAGAAGUUGUUUGCUUGCCACUGAAGCUUGCACGAUCAUUAGGAAACAUCGGGCAAAUGGUGAUAUGUAAUAAAGUUACAACAUCGCUACAGCUUAUUGAUCCCGCUACUUUACAAGUGGCUGAGAUUCCUGCAAAUGUGUAUUGGAGAGCACCCUUCAAGAGCUUAGGGUCUCAUAAAAGCUUAACAGAGUACAUGGUGCUGCAAAUUGAACCAGUUGAAAACCAGAACAAGAAUGCUUCAAUAUCAAACCUCAGUGCAAAGCAUGUCCUUGCUGAUGUGUGGUUAGCAAAGAUGCAAGAUAUGGGCUCUAAUGACCAACAGUACCACUGCCGAACACAUCUGGGACUAAUAUUGAAGCCUGGUGAUAUAGCUUUAGGGUAUGAUUUCACCAGCACCAACAUAAAUGAUGAAAAUUUGAACAAAAUGAGUCCAGAUAAGAUUCCUGAUGUAAUCCUGGUAAAGAAAUCUUAUAGUGAUAAGAAGAAGAGGCGUCGAGCCAGAAACUGGAAACUGAAGAUGUUAGAUAAGGAAGUGGGUAAAGAUGUCAAUCAGGAGCAUUUUGAAAGGGACUACGACAAUUUCCUGGAAGAAUUAGAGGAAGACAAGGAGUUCAGAAAGAAUGUCAAUAUUUACGUUGAUCGCGAUCACAUCCCAGAAUCAGAUAAUGAUGAUGAUGACAUUCCCAAAAUCAGUCUUCAAGAAAUGCUUGAAGACCUCAAACUAUCUGAUGCAGAACCACAGGCAGAAAUGGACGUGGCCAGUAGUGAUGCCAUGGCAACAGAGUAACAAAGACAUUCCUAUAUUUCUAUGGUUUACAAAAUGUAUAACUGCAAGAGAUGCUUGGAGACAAUAGGCCGUUUGCAUGUUGGCAUCAUUUUAUCACCACUACCAAAAUGCUUCAUGAAUUUUCUUUCUUAUUUAAAUUUGUAUUUCCUUGAGAGAAUAAUAAGACAAUAAAUUGGUGCUAAUUAACUGUACUAAAGAAAUACUUAGUGUGCAAGGGAGGUUUGUAGUGAGUGUAAAUGAUGCAAUACAUGCAAGUGUGACCUGGCAGGAAUUCAGUGCCCAGUGGGAAUACCAUAGCUAAAAAAUAAUAUAAAUAUGCUUGAUCCUAUAUCCAUUAACUAUUGCCUGAAGACCGCAACCUUGUAGAUUCGAGCCGCAGUAAGAAUAAUCUAUCAAAAUACUAGUGGCAAUGCUAUGAUAAUGUGCAAUACACAUGCAUCUGUAUUGUAAAUCUGCAUAAACACUAGGCAGGUGUUCCUAAGCUUGCUUCAAUUUUCUCAUGCUCUACAGCUUCCAGAGUGUUUAUAUAUAUCACAGCUCUUCUAGCAGAAACACAACACAAGCAACAUGAUGAAAUAUUUUCGAAGAUUUUACCUCUGUUCUCUGACAUGCAUGUAAGCAUAGGAGCCAUCCAAUUAAGUACACAUUGUAUCAAGUAAUUCAUAAGGAAAAAAUAUAUAUAAAUAAAUUAGGGAAAAUUUGGUUGAAAA
Messenger RNA from Actinia tenebrosa (Australian red waratah sea anemone), 2251 nucleotides. Its product is annotated as 60S ribosomal export protein NMD3. Gene Ontology annotation, cellular component: cytoplasm; nucleus. Lineage: Eukaryota; Metazoa; Cnidaria; Anthozoa; Actiniaria; Actiniidae. The record is from RefSeq and is a predicted model, not a curated record. Gene Ontology annotation, biological process: ribosomal large subunit export from nucleus. Gene Ontology annotation, molecular function: ribosomal large subunit binding.